Messenger RNA from Lynx canadensis (Canada lynx), 3150 nucleotides. RefSeq names its product ADAM metallopeptidase domain 22 (gene ADAM22). The record is from RefSeq and is a predicted model, not a curated record. The coding region runs from base 149 to 2503 and encodes 784 amino acids. NCBI's taxonomy places the organism in Eukaryota, Metazoa, Chordata, Mammalia, Carnivora, Felidae. Gene Ontology annotation, molecular function: metalloendopeptidase activity. The transcript is spliced from 29 exons. Gene Ontology annotation, cellular component: postsynaptic density membrane. Gene Ontology annotation, biological process: proteolysis.
GCUGUCCUCUGAAUACGUAGAGAGACAUGUUGAACAUGGAGGGAAGACUGUGGAAGUUAAAGGAGGAGAACAUUGCUACUACCAGGGCCGUGUCCGAGGAAACCCUGCUUCAUUUGUUGCAUUGUCAACAUGCCAUGGACUUCAUGGAAUGUUCUAUGAUGGGAACCACACCUAUCUCAUUGAACCAGAAGAGAAUGACACCUCCCAAGAGGAUUUCCAUUUUCAUUCGGUUUACAAAUCCAGACUGUUUGAAUUUCCCUUGGAUGAUCUUCCAUCUGAAUUUCAGCAAGUACACAUCACUCCACCAAAAUUUAUUUUGAAGCCAGCACCAAAAAGAAGUAAACGGCAGCUUCGUCGACAUCCUCGUAAUGUAGAGGAGGAGACCAAAUAUAUUGAACUGAUGAUUGUCAACGAUCAUCUCAUGUUUAAAAAACAUCGGCUUUCAGUUGUACAUACCAAUACAUAUGCAAAAUCGGUGGUGAACAUGGCGGAUUUGAUCUAUAAAGACCAACUGAAGACAAGGAUAGUAUUGGUUGCCAUGGAAACCUGGGCAGCUGACAACAAGUUUGCCAUAUCUGAAAAUCCAUUGAUCACCCUACGUGAGUUUAUGAAAUACAGGAGGGAUUUUAUCAAAGAGAAAAGUGAUGCAGUUCACCUUUUUUCGGGAAGUCAAUUUGAGAGUAGCCGGAGCGGGGCAGCUUAUAUUGGUGGGAUUUGCUCGUUGCUGAAAGGAGGAGGCGUGAAUGAAUUUGGGAAAACUGAUUUAAUGGCAGUUACACUUGCCCAGUCAUUAGCUCAUAAUAUUGGUAUUAUCUCAGACAAAAGAAAAUUAGCAAGUGGUGAGUGUAAAUGUGAGGACACGUGGUCUGGAUGCAUAAUGGGAGACACUGGGUAUUAUCUUCCUAAAAAAUUCACUCAAUGUAAUAUUGAAGAGUAUCACGACUUUCUGAAUAGUGGGGGUGGUGCCUGCCUUUUCAACAAACCUUCCAAGCUGCUCGAUCCUCCUGAAUGUGGCAAUGGCUUCAUCGAAACUGGAGAGGAGUGUGACUGUGGGACCCCUGCAGAAUGUGUCCUUGAAGGAGCAGAGUGUUGUAAGAAAUGCACCUUGACUCAAGACUCUCAAUGCAGCGAUGGUCUUUGUUGUAAGAAAUGCAAGUUUCAGCCUAUGGGGACUGUGUGCCGAGAAGCAGUAAAUGAUUGCGAUAUUCGUGAAACGUGCUCAGGAAAUUCAAGCCAGUGUGCCCCAAAUAUUCAUAAAAUGGAUGGAUAUUCAUGUGAUGGUAUUCAGGGGAUUUGCUUUGGAGGAAGAUGUAAAACCAGGGAUAGACAAUGCAAAUACAUCUGGGGGCAAAAGGUGAUGGCAUCAGACAAAUACUGCUAUGAGAAACUGAACAUCGAAGGGACAGAGAAGGGUAACUGUGGAAAAGACAAAGAUACGUGGAUACAGUGCAACAAACGGGAUGUGCUUUGUGGUUACCUUUUGUGCACCAAUGUUGGUAACAUCCCAAGGCUUGGAGAACUUGACGGUGAAAUCACAUCUACUUUGGUUGUGCAGCAGGGAAGAACAUUAAACUGCAGUGGUGGGCAUGUGAAGCUUGAGGAAGAUGUAGAUCUUGGCUAUGUGGAAGAUGGGACACCUUGUGGUCCCCAAAUGAUGUGCUUAGAACACAGGUGUCUUCCUGUGGCUUCCUUCAACUUUAGUACUUGCUUAAGCAAUAAAGAAGGCACUGUUUGUUCAGGAAAUGGAGUUUGCAGUAAUGAGCUGAAGUGUGUGUGUAACAGACACUGGGUGGGUGCAGACUGCAGCACUUACUUCCCUCACAAUGAGGACUCCAAGACUGGCAUUACUCUGUCUGGCAAUGGUGUUGCUGGUACCAAUAUCAUAAUAGGCAUAAUCGCUGGCACUAUCUUGGUGCUGGCCCUCAUAUUAGGAAUAACUGCAUGGGGUUAUAAAAAUUAUCGAGAACAGAGACAGUUACCCCAGGGAGAUUAUGUAAAAAAGCCUGGAGAUGGUGACUCUUUUUAUAGCGACAUUCCUCCCGGAAUCAGCACAAACUCAGCAUCUAGUUCUAAGAAGAGGUCUAAUGGGCUUUCUCAUUCUUGGAGUGAAAGGAUCCCAGACACAAAACACAUUUCAGACAUCUGUGAAAAUGGACGACCUCGAAGUAACUCUUGGCAAGGUAACCUGGGAGGCAACAGAAAGAAAAUCAGAGGCAAAAGAUUUAGACCUCGGUCUAAUUCAACUGAGAGGGAGCCCCAAGCACCUGAGCCUGGGCACUCCCUCGCCCAGACAGUCCCAUCCCAAGGCAUAAGCCCAGGGGGCUCUGACAGCCCCCAGACAGGGAGUCUGGAUCACAGGACUCUAUCUCCUGCCAAGUCUCCUUCUUCAUCAACUGGGUCUAUUGCCUCCAGCAGAAAAUACCCAUACCCAAUGCCUCCACUUCCUGAUGAAGAGAAGAAAGUGAACCGACAAAGUGCCAGGCUAUGGGAGACAUCCAUUUAAGAUCCACUGUUUACAUGUGAUACAUCAAAACUGUUUACUUCAACUUUUAUAGAAACCCAGCCUCACAGAAUCACUGCAAAUCUAUCUGCUCUUCAGACAAUACAGACCCUCUGAGAUGCCACAGAGGAGAGGAAGCCGAGUCUCACGUCUGGAUACCAUUUUCUUUUUGUCAUUGGCUUAGGAUUUAACUGAACCAUGAAAAGAACUACUGAAAUGUUACACUAUAACAUGGAAAAAUAAAGGUACCGGUAUGUUAAUGGAUAAUCCGCAUGACAGAUACAUGUAGAAAUCUCACUAAAAUUAACUCAUGACCCAAAUGUAGCAAGUUUCCUAAGGGACAAUAAUGGAUUCAGAACUGACAUUCUGAAGCACAUCCUCAUUGUAGACAGUAAUGCUAUGUGCAUGAAGCUUCUGUUUAUUGCUUUCCACAUUUAAGGAAACAACAUCCCAUAAUAGAAACUAGCAUGCAGGGCUAAGGCAUAUAGGAUUUUUCUGCAGGACUUUAAAGCUUGAGAGGCCAAUAUCCCAUAUGCUUACUCGAAACAUGUAUCUUUAUUUUUGUUUUUUUACUUUUCAUAUUUAUAUCAGCAUACAAGGACAAUUGUACAUAUGUAAACAUUUUUAAAAUAAAAAAAGCAACUGUUACA